AAAAGAAAAAAAAGCGAGCUAUGGAUUCAAUCAAGUCUUUCAAGGGGUAUGGUAAAGUAGACGAGGGCGAAGAGCGAGCUGUCAAGCAAAAGACACGAAGGCAUCUCGUCAUCCUCGUUGUCUCCAUUAUCGUGCUGUUAGCUGUUAUCAUCGGCGCUGUUGCAGGGACUCUGAUACACAAGAGGAACAGCUCGUCUUCCAACAAUGUACCCCCAACCGAUUUGACUCCGGCAGCUUCGUUAAAGGCAGUUUGCGGCGUGACCGAGUACCCACUUUCCUGCUACUCCAGCAUUUCUUCCAUUGCUUCCUCUAACGCAACUGACCCAGAGAUCCUCUUCAAGCUGUCUUUGAAAUUAGUUAUCGACGAGCUCUCUAAGUUGUCUCAAUAUCCCAAGAAGCUGCAAGCUGAAACCGAUGAUACCCAGCUGAAACAUGCUUUAGAUGUGUGCGGAACCCUGUUUGAUGACGCGGUGGAUUGGCUCAAUGAUUCGGCAACUUCUCUGGAAGUUGGGGAAGGAGUGUCGAUAUUGUCGGAUUCCAAGAUCAAUGACUUGAAAACUUGGCUAAGCACAACGAUAACUGAUCAAGAAACAUGCUUGGACACCCUUGAGGAAUUGAACACUACAGAGCAUUUCAACGCCACACUUGUCAAAGAACUUAGAGCCGCCAUGCAGAACUCGAGUGAAUAUACCAGCAACAGUUUGGCCAUCGUUGCGAAAAUCCUGGGUUUGUUGACUGAUUUCAAUAUUCCGAUUCACCGGAGGUUGCUUGGGUUUCAAAAAGUUGCCCCUUCAGAGUUCCCAGCUUGGAUUAGUCCCACUGAAAGGAAACUGUUGCAGGAGUCCAAGCCUACACCAAAUGUUAUCGUGGCUAAAGAUGGUUCCGGCCAUUUCAAGACGAUAAAUGAAGCGGUGAAAUUGAUAGGAAAGAAGAACGAAUCGAGAUUCGUGAUAUAUGUGAAGCAAGGCAAGUAUGUUGAGAACGUGAUUCUGGAUAAACACAAGUGGAAUGUCAUGAUUUACGGUGAUGGCAAGACUAAGACCAUCAUUUCCGGUAGCAAGAACUUUGUUGAUGGAACUCCCACCUUUGCUACAGCAACUUUCGCUGUGGCAGGAAGGGGGUUCAUUGCAAAGGACAUAGCGUUCGAAAACACAGCAGGUGCGGCAAAGCACCAAGCGGUGGCUAUGCGGUCCCAAUCAGAUCGCUCGGUAUUCUAUCACUGCACAUUCGAUGCCUACCAGGACACGCUCUAUGCUCAUUCCAAUCGUCAGUUUUACAAAGAAUGUGAUAUUUUGGGCACAAUCGACUUCAUCUUCGGCAAUGCAGCAGUCAUCUUCCAAAGCUGCAACAUCCUGCCAAGGCAACCAUUGCCGAACCAGUUCAACACCAUCACAGCUCAAGGCAAAAAAGACCCUAACCAAAACACUGGCAUCUCAAUUCAAAAGUGCAGAAUAGCAGCAUUCGGCAACCUCACUGCCAAUACCUACCUUGGAAGGCCCUGGAAAGAGUACUCCACUACUGUGAUUAUGCAGUCUAGCAUUGGGCCGUUCUUGAACCCUGUGGGAUGGAGAGAAUGGGUUACUAAUAUUGACCCACCUACCACAAUCUUUUAUGCAGAAUACCAGAACACUGGACCUGGAUCAACCGUGGAUAGAAGGGUGAAAUGGGCAGGUUAUAAGUCCACUCUCUCGAAAGCUGACGCGGGGAAGUUCACAGUGGCUACGUUUAUUCAAGGUCAUGAUUGGCUGCCUGAUGCCACUGUAUCGUAUGAACCAACUUUAUGAUUUGAUAAUAGAGUCAAGGGUAUAGUCGAGAAUUUAGAUAAGGUCAAAGAUCAAAUACUGAGAUGAUGGUUUUUUCCCCAUU
Molecule: messenger RNA, 1866 nt
Organism: Hibiscus syriacus
Lineage: Eukaryota; Viridiplantae; Streptophyta; Magnoliopsida; Malvales; Malvaceae
Product: pectinesterase 3-like
Exons: 5
Coding region: 21-1784 (587 amino acids)
Biological process (GO): cell wall modification
Molecular function (GO): pectinesterase inhibitor activity; pectinesterase activity
Source: RefSeq, a predicted model, not a curated record